AUACAGCCUGGACACUGUGUGUAUUUUUGUGUGUGUGUGCGUGCGUGCGUGCAUGAGUGUGUGCAUAUGCGUCUGUGUGUGUGUGUGCGUGUGUGUGUGUAUGUGGAGGCUCUUUUGACUCCCACAAACACACACACAUACUACUUCCCCACCUCAUUCACACUCCAUCCUGAAGACUCACACACUCAGUCUCUGCUCUCACUCACAUGGCUGAACUGACGCUGCUCUCUCUCUCUCUCUCUCUCUCUCUCUCUCUCUCUCUCUCUCUCUCUCUGACUCUGUGACUCUAUAAUUUGGGACAUGGCCGAAAGGAGACACAGACAGUGUAGACUUCUGUGAGAUUAACACUUCAGAAUAUUUAAGGCUCUUAAUUAGGGACAGGACUGCUUACUCAGUAGUGUGCACUUGUUAGCAUCCCUCAGAAUGGGGGAGGUGUUUGUGGUGGACAGCCAGGCGACCCCGAACCUUGUGCCCCCUAAACAGUGGAAUAAGGGCACUUACCUUCUGUACAUUCUACUGGGCCUGGCGCUGUUCGGAGUGAUUGUGGAAGGGGUACUCAUCUACCGGCUGCACCAACGGAUUUCUACACAGAUACCUCCAGAGGCUGCUCAGCAUUUCAAGCAGAUUGGAGAAAACAACACCAGGGACGAUGCCUAUUCUAAUGAAAUCUUACCACCACUGCCAACCCCGAAGACUGACAGCGACACCAAACCAGCAGCAUUUCUGCAUUAUAACCAUUCCGUGAAGUCAGGCGUGAUGCAGUGGAACUUCCAAGGCUUUCCUACACUUAUGCACAAUUUUAAUUACAGCAACGGCAGUCUGAUCAUCCCUAAAGAUGGCUACUACUACAUAUUCUCCAAGGUGUCCUUCAAAACCUGCAGCAUUUUCAAACAUGAGGUCAAACUGAAGUCCUCACGUUACAGCUACCAACCCAUCAGCUUCAUGAUGGACAUGAGGUGCAACUGUGUGGAGCCGACAAAGACUCAGGAGAAGGGGACCCAGUUUAGCAGCUACGUGGGUGGAGUUUUGAAGCUGUAUAAGAAGGAUGAGGUGUUCGUUUCAGUCAGUAAUCAUAGCAAAUUGACUGGAACACCGAGUGAAAACUUCUUUGGUGGUUUCAUGAUCUAGCAUAUAAACACGUAUACAUUAAUAAUCCAUCACGCGAGUACACACUUCAUGCAGACUUUCAUGAAGUACACAUACUUCAGUUUUUUUUUCCCUCCUAAAUUAAUUUAGAAUAUUUCUUUCUAUUAUAUUUAACAUUUCAGUAUUUGAUGACAUUGAUGAAUUUGAUGGCAGUAUUUAUUUAAGCGGAGCCGCAGCAUCCCUGGAAUCACAUUAUGAUAUGUUUUACACAGUGAGGUCCAUGUAGGCUGGUGUGAACAUCGCGAUCAGACUCGAGUGGGGACCAAAACA
Molecule: messenger RNA, 1416 nt
Organism: Ictalurus furcatus (blue catfish)
Lineage: Eukaryota; Metazoa; Chordata; Actinopteri; Siluriformes; Ictaluridae
Gene: tnfsf14b
Product: lymphotoxin-alpha
Exons: 6
Coding region: 424-1128 (234 amino acids)
Biological process (GO): immune response
Cellular component (GO): membrane
Molecular function (GO): tumor necrosis factor receptor binding
Source: RefSeq, a predicted model, not a curated record